Molecule: messenger RNA, 2256 nt
Organism: Symbiodinium necroappetens
Lineage: Eukaryota; Dinophyceae; Suessiales; Symbiodiniaceae
Source: the annotation of a GenBank genome assembly
AUGACUGUGCUUCGUUGGGCGCACCCACCCGGUUUUACGGCCACGGAGGCUGACGAGUUCCGGCAACCUGAGGCCGAUCGGAUCAGAGCGGUCCCGGUUCUCUUGAGCAGUCGAUCGAGGUCGGCGGCGUACGAUGCUGACCCGGAGGACUUGUUGGAUCAGCACGUGGCGUACUAUCUGCGGCAUCACAAGGAUGUGGCCGCCCAACACUCUGUGAACCGUCUUUGCCCAGGUGUUUAUGCCAUCGAUGAUCGUGAAGUGCGCGUCGAGUGGCAGCACGCCCUGGAGCCGGGCGGACAAGGCUUCCUGGUUGUUGUGGAUGGGCCCUUGCGGCAGCCCUUCGCCGGAGCCUUGAGCCCUUCCCUCUCAUUGCCAAGCGUGGCUUUCAACGACGAGGAAGAGCCGGACCUGGAGGACCACAGGCUCAACGAGGCCAGAGAUAGGCAUCCGGCCUUCGUGCCUUACCGCACCCCCCAGCCAGCCAUGGCGCGAACCCUCCUGCUGGCCUUGGCCGUGAUGGCCUCGGGUCAACAGGCGGAAAAGGCGGAGUCAAAAGACGAAGGUCCGUUGGACGACGUGACGUGGACCUGCGCCUCGCUCUUGAUCGGCUCCGUGGUGCUCUCCGGCUUCUUAGCCGGCCUGCUCCGUUGGAGCAACAAAGAUAUCAGGAAGGAGGCCUGGGCCAUGGUGAACACGACCAUCUCGACCUUCUGCGCCGCUGGCAUCGACUUUGGCGGGUAUCGGUUCAUCAACUAUGUCAGCAGGUUGGCUAUGUUGGUUCUCUCAGAGAAGCAACCGGAAGCUCCAGAUGACAGCUGGUGGUUUCUGAGCCUGGUUUUUUUGUUCACGUGUUUGGCGCCCCUGAUCCUCUACUACCGACUUCAGUCCAUCGAUGAAGAUCAGCAUCAAAAGUUGUUCGCCUGGAGCACCCUGGGUGGCCACAUUUGUGCUUUCCUGGCUGUCUUGUAUUUUGGCCAUCUGCAGGAGGCGAAGGCAAAGGUCCACUUCGAAGGCUGGCUGCCUGGCAUCCCCCUUUCAAUCUGGGUUUGGCUUCUGCCUCUGCUUGCCUUCGUCUUCUUUGACCUGGUCAUGAAGCUCAUCCGCUGCCUGGCGAGCCAGGAUCACAAGCACAUGCAAGCCCAUCAAGCCGAGGACGCCUUAACGGAUGCAAGUGCCAUCACCGUGUCCUUCCUGCUGGUGCAGGCUGUGUGCUACCACAUGAGCACCGAAUGUGACCCGUGCUACGGCUCGGGAGAUCCUGAGUGUGAUAAGGAACCCAGCAUGGAAUGCGAGGCACGGCGAUUCAUGCCCAUCACGCAUGGUGAGUUUGGGAAUCACAUCGAUUGGUGCGUUGGGUGGCUCGUCCUUCUUGCCCUGGUUGCCUGUGGACUGAUGGUGGCCUCCAUCUUGUGCUCCCUCCGAGCGCAGCGAGCAGCGAAAGAGGAGGGUCCGGAGGGUCCGGAUGGCUGCGGCUUCUGGCCGAAAUGCAUCCGCCAAACUUUGCCAGCCACGGCCGCGUGGUGCGCGCAGCGUGCCGGAGUCAUCGGCCUCUAUGGCGGCAUAGAGGACCGGAUGAAUUGGUACUUGCAUUUUAAAUGCAAGGAGGAAAAACUUGCAUGUCCAACUGAAACCAUGCAGCCGCACCAAGCCGCCCACCGCACACAGAUGGCGAACGCCUGGUUCAUGUCAGCAAUUGCGCUGAUCGGCGUGUUUGCCGGCGUCAAGCUGGCAGAUUGGAUCAAGAACAAGAUUCGUUUCUUUGUGCCCGAAGAAGAUGCGGAGCGGGACGCAGAGAGCGGGAGCGAAGAGUCGGAGUCGAAGAACGUGGCCAAGAGCGUGCGGAAAGCGGUGACGGCUUUUGGCAUGCUCAUGGGCAUUUGUUGGGAGAAGGCCUUUGACACGGCUUUUGAGACCAUGCUGGACAAGAGGGCUCUCGGCAUCCUGUUCAAAAACACCUCGUUGGAAAGCCACUUUAAUGAAAGACAUAAUGAUGCACACAUGUUCGGUGCGAUUGUGAGUUUCGUAUUGUCGAUCGCUGUCGUGUACCCAUGGUACCACUACAUGGUACCUCGUGCCAUGGCAAAGAAGAAGGUACACUCUCAGGAACUGAAGCUUGAAAGACGCUACCGACCCACCAUGCCCAAGGAAAGAACUCCGGAUCAUCGUCUCGGUUUGUCCGACUCUUCCGACUCCUCUGAGUCAGAUGAGUCGGACAUGGGCUCAAGGGGCCUAGUUGUUGCAGUCAGCACGCGGUAA